Impatiens glandulifera is the source of this 833-nucleotide messenger RNA. Its product is annotated as leucine-rich repeat extensin-like protein 3. Bases 82 to 606 code for a protein of 174 amino acids. NCBI's taxonomy places the organism in Eukaryota, Viridiplantae, Streptophyta, Magnoliopsida, Ericales, Balsaminaceae. The record is from RefSeq and is a predicted model, not a curated record. The transcript has a single exon.
CCUCUUAAAAUAAAGUCUAUCCCUCUCCUUCUAGGCCUCUCUCUCUCCAUCAUCAUUGUAGUGAGAUAUUUCAGAGUGAAAAUGGAGAAACCCCAGAAACUGAAACUCUUCUAUUCUCUUGCAUUUCUCUUGGCCUUCCUCCUGCCGCCGACUAAACCAUCUCCUACAUCCACCACAGCCAACACAUGGAUCGGUUCAAAAUACCAGAUCGAAUGCACAAUGUGCUCAGCCUGCGACGACCCUUGCAACCCCCCUGCUCUCUAUUCACCUCCACCUCCACCUCCUCCUCCCUCAAAUCCACCCAUCAAUUAUCCCCCACCACCGUCUCCUCCCACCUCCACCGGCAACAAAUACUACUCUCCUCCUCCGCCGACGGCCAACUAUUACUACUACCCACCACCAAACACCGGCAGCUACUAUUACUACCCACCGCCGCCCUACGUUUACUUUCCACGGCCGCCUCCGCCUAACCCAAUUGUAGGAUACUUCCCCUUCUACUCUCACAACCCUCCUCCACAGUUUACCGCCGCGGCCAGUUUCCAUCCACCCUGUUCUCUAAUCGUCCAGAUCCUUACUCUGUUUCUUGGGUUGAUUUUAUUCUGUUGAGAAGAGGAUCUACAAAUCCAAGGAACUGAAAAAAGUACUCUUUUCUAACUCUCUCUCUCUCUCUCUAUAUAUAUAUUGUUCUUUUGCUCUACCACCACCAAUUCGGCUUUCAUUUUGUAGGGUCGAUCGAAUCCUAUGUAAUUGUAAUUGCUAUUGUUGUUUCUUGAUCCUUUUAUUAAUAAUUUCAAAAUAUUUGAUUAAUUUAGUUUGGCGAUAAGACUUUCAUA